AUGUACUUGACUGUUGUAUCUGACGAGUCAACGACCUUGGUUUGCCCAUCCAGAUUUCUGAUCCACUACCUCCCCUGGGGUUUCGAGCAGUAUGUUGAUCUUUCUUGGACGUGGCCGCACCCCGACUAUAUUGUCCCCUGGUCGUCGAAUGGCCUCGGCGGCUACGCGUUUUAUUACUCAAUAUACCGCUCCCUCAUUCGUUUCCUCGGAGCGGACGACAAAUUGGUCGUCACGUCCGAUCUCAACACCAACUUGAUCACCGCUUGGAAUCAGAUGCUCGUGACCAACGACUUCUUGAAUCCAGACACCGGCCUCGCCGAUCCGAAGCCUAUAUUCGGAACAAGCAAUUUUGAUGUUUUCCGUUGGCCCAGGGUUCCAUUGAUAUACUAUGGCGAGGAGCAGAAUUUCUACUUGUACGACUCCACAGUCUCAAACUAUCUAUCUCUUCGGCCGUCAAGCUAUGAUGAGCAACAAGGCUUGUCCACCUUAAUGGGAUGUGAUGACGAUUGGAACUCGCUCGAUCAUUUUGAUCCGACGACGGACAUGCGUCGCCUACUAAAACAUUUCUUGUACCCCGGAACCACUUACAACGCCAUCCAAGAUGGCUUCGAACUCGUACAGCUUGGGAACUGGACCUACUUCGUCGAGUUCCCAGGUUCAAACAGCACCGCAACCGAAUUGGGGCUCUGGUCCCGUAUCACGCGCAGGUAUGUGGGUGGAACGACAGUGAGGAACUUGCGUUCUCCAUACGAGAACUAUACGCUCGUGGAUUCGGGAUUGUCAUAUCAUAAUAACGGAGAGGGACCAUGGUAUGUGGUCCAUCUGCUGCUGCGCAAGGGCGAAGCGAACAAUGUCAUGGUGUUCCCCGAGUCUGAUUAUGUACGCAGAUUUCAACUACACUGACGGCCGGUACACGUUCACGCACCGUGCC
Molecule: messenger RNA, 931 nt
Organism: Suillus fuscotomentosus
Lineage: Eukaryota; Fungi; Basidiomycota; Agaricomycetes; Boletales; Suillaceae
Exons: 7
Coding region: 1-903 (300 amino acids)
Biological process (GO): fungal-type cell wall (1->3)-alpha-glucan biosynthetic process
Cellular component (GO): fungal-type cell wall
Molecular function (GO): alpha-1,3-glucan synthase activity
Source: RefSeq, a predicted model, not a curated record